Arabidopsis arenosa is the source of this 648-nucleotide messenger RNA. NCBI's taxonomy places the organism in Eukaryota, Viridiplantae, Streptophyta, Magnoliopsida, Brassicales, Brassicaceae. The record is from the annotation of a GenBank genome assembly.
AAAUUGGUUACCAGAAAUCAGUCAGAAUCGUCGGAGAAGAAGAAGAAGAAAGAUGACGUUGAAGAAGCUGGACGCGAAUCCAUCAACCAUAGAAUCGGUGUUGGAACCAUUGAAAUCGGACGAAACCAAUCGUAGCAAGAUCAAUUUCAUACUCUUCCUCGCCGACAAUGAUCCCACCACCGGUCAAAGCUGGUGUCCAGACUGUGUUAGAGCUGAACCUGUGAUUUACAAAACUCUAGAGGAAUUUCCAGAGGAGGUGAAUCUUAUUCGUGCUUACGCCGGAGAUAGACCUACGUGGAGGACUCCGGCGCAUCCGUGGAGAGUUGAUCCACGAUUUAAGCUCACCGGAGUGCCGACUCUUGUUCGUUGGGAUGGUGACUCUGUUAAGGGACGGCUUGAGGAUCAUCAAGCUCACCUUCCUCACUUGAUUCUCCCCCUUCUUGCGCCGACGACUUGAUUUGAUCGAUUUCUCGGGACUAUGGUGGGAUUGAGGAUCAGAUAUCUUAUAUAUGUUUCUCUUUGUGUUGUUUUCUAAUAAGUCCUUUACAAUGUGUGAAGGAGUAAUGAGACUGAAACUUUGUUUAAUUUGAGUGGUAUGGUUUCGUGCUCAAUGUACUGUUACUUCUCGAAUAAAUUACGUUGACAUUA